UCUCUCUCUCUCUCUCUCUCUACAAUUGAAUUGAAUUGAAUUGAAUUGAAGAAGGUGAGCUGAUCCUCAAUAUCCUCGCACUGCAUGAGGUACCGAUUCAUAUUGCAUCUAUAACCCCUGCUUCUUCUUCUAUCAAAUCCCUCAAUUCUCCUCUUGGUCGUCUUUCCUUUUCGUUUAAUUCUACUCCCCUUUUAUGGUUUCUGUGUUUUAAUUUCUUCAACCCCUGUCAAUUUUUCUAAUUAUAAUAAUAAGAACACAAAAAAGGGGGAAAAAGAAAGAGAAUAUGUGGGGUCGGUCUUCAAGAAAUGGAAGUUUGAGGCCUGAAAAUAUGGGCCAAAAUGCAUUAGCAAUUACAGGGAACCUCUGUUUCACUGCGUUUGUAAUUGGUGUGGUAAUAUUCACCAUAAUCGCCGCCAAUUACCCCGCCGGAGACCCCUUGUUCCACCCUUCCUCAAAGAUGACUAAUUUCCUCACUUCCAAUUCCAAUCCCACCUUCCAAUCUGACUCUGGUUCUGUUAAGACCGGCGAGGACUUUGCCGCCGUUGGCUCCAAUGAGAGAGGAGCAUUCUCGGCGUUCAUCAACAUCUCCGAUGUCGAUUCUGUUGGGACUGGCGUCGAAGAUUCCAACCGUGAUUGUGUCGUCAGUGACCCGAUCGAUUGCCGUGAUCCCGAUGUUUUCCACUUGUUAAUGAGGGCUACGAUUGAAAAGUUCAAGGACAUUCAUUUCUACCGAUUCGGGAAGCCCGUUAGAGGAUUAAAUGACAGUUCUUGCCACAUGGCGUGGCGGUAUAGGCCAAAGGAUGGGAAGGUGGCUGCAUUUAACAAGGAUUAUCGGAGUUUUAAGGUUGAGAGGUCUGAGAAUUGCACGAUGAGCGUGGUUGGUAUCGGAGAGUAUCAUUCCGGUGGGAAUGCGAGGAAGAAGAAAGGAAAUGGGAACAAGGAAAAGGGGAAAGACGAAGAUGUAUUUGAGAAGGUGGCUGUGAAGGAUGUUGGGGAAACAAUGAACGAUGCACUUCCCGAGGUUGAAUCGGAGGGUUCGUUUAGCGAUGGCAAGUAUUUGGUUUAUUCUGGUGGUGGCGAUCGGUGCAAGAGCAUGCAUCAAUAUCUGUGGAGUUUCACUUGUAUGCUAGGGGAGGCGCUGUAUUUGAACCGAACUCUAGUUAUGGAUCUCAGCUUUUGUUUGUCGAAGAUGUACUCGUCUUCGGGUCUUGAUGAGGAAGGUAAAGAUUUCAGGUUUUACUUCGACUUUGAGCAUUUGAAGGACUCGGCGUCCGUGCUGGAUCAAGAUCAGUUUUGGAAAAGUUGGAGCAAAUGGCAACAAAAAAACGGAUUGAGUCUCCAUCUUGUGGAGGAAUUGAGAGUGACGCCUAUGAAGCUAGCUGAGGUUAAGGAUAGUUUAAUCAUGAGGAAAUUCGGAUCCGUUGAGCCGGAUAAUUACGGGUACAGAGUUUGUGAAGGUGAGACGGAAUCCGUUAUUCAACGGCCGUGGCAUAUGAUUUGGAAGUCGAGGCGGCUGUUGGAUGUGGCUUCUGCUAUUGCAUCAAGAAUGAAUUGGGAUUUUGAUGCCGUGCACGUCGAGAGAGGGGAGAAGGCAAAGGACAAGAAUCUUUGGCCGAAUCUCGAUAGAGAUACUUCGCCAGAGGCUCUUAUGGCAACUUUGGAAGGCAAAAUUGAACAUGGGAGGAAUCUUUACGUUGCUACGAAUGAGAGAGAUUUAUCAUUGUUCGAUCCUUUGAAGGAGAAGUACUCGACGCACUUUCUUGAAGAGUAUAAAGAUCUGUGGGAUGUUAAGAGCGAUUGGUACGAUGAAAUGAAGAGGCUGAACAAUGGAAACACUGUCGAGUUUGAUGGUUAUAUGAGGGUAUCUGUUGAUUCUGAAGUGUUCACAAGGGGUAAAAAGCAGAUCGAGACUUUUAACGAUCUCACUAAGGACUGCAAGGAUGGUAUUAACACGUGCACAUCAUCGGGCAGCUAAUUUAAUCGGAGGUUUGGAACUUUCUAGAAGAUGCUGGUUUGGGGGAGAUCCCAUGUUUAGUCCCGUGUGUUUCGUAUCUGGUUUAAGGUUAAGUCGAUAAAUUGUAGGAAUGUUGGGUAGUUUAAAGAGGUAGAUUAGUUUGAUCAACUGAUGUUUGCUGCCACGUUCAGACAAUUUCUACGUGUUUGUAUUUAGUUUUUCACUAUCUUAUCUUUGGAUUAGUUGAGCAGUAAUUUCCUGUGUUAUGCUCUAGUGUGUUGUUAUCUUGGUAUGUGCAUUUCUGCGUGUUGGAUGAGGAAAAAAUUAAGAACAAUCAAAUUGUUUCAUUC
Molecule: messenger RNA, 2304 nt
Organism: Erythranthe guttata (spotted monkey flower)
Lineage: Eukaryota; Viridiplantae; Streptophyta; Magnoliopsida; Lamiales; Phrymaceae
Cellular component (GO): Golgi apparatus
Source: RefSeq, a predicted model, not a curated record